Molecule: messenger RNA, 1748 nt
Organism: Talaromyces stipitatus ATCC 10500
Lineage: Eukaryota; Fungi; Ascomycota; Eurotiomycetes; Eurotiales; Trichocomaceae
Product: DUF895 domain membrane protein
Exons: 3
Coding region: 95-1591 (498 amino acids)
Biological process (GO): transmembrane transport
Molecular function (GO): transmembrane transporter activity
Source: RefSeq, a predicted model, not a curated record
GUGUCUCUUCCGUUGUAUAUACUUAUACGUAUAUGCAUGAAUAAAUACCUAGAUAAAUAAUAUCGCUGUUAUUUAUUGAUAACCCUCGGACGAAAUGGCCGACACCGUCGACCAGCCUUACCCUACCGAAAAGGGAACUCACGAGACCAUCAUCAACGAGUCCUGGACCCCUGACCAACUGCCCAAAGGAUGGAUGUACAAACGUCGCGGCAGAAUACCAUGGUACGCUUCGCCCGCCGUCCAGCUAGGUCUAGUCGCUUUUGUGUGUUUCUUGUGCCCGGGUAUGUUUAAUGCUCUGGGUGGUCUUGGUGGUGGUGGUAAGACCGAUCCCGACCUGGCCGACAAGAUGAACGUCGCACUCAACUCGACUUUCUCCGUAGUCGGUUUCCUGGCUGGUACUAUUGUCAACCGUCUCGGUGUUCGUAUUUCCAUCGGCUUCGGUGGUCUCGGUUACUGCAUCUACGCCGGGUCUCUUCUUGCUUCUGUCCACCACAAUGUCCCCGGCUUCAACAUCUUUGCCGGCGCCUUCCUCGGUGUUUGCGCCGGUGUCCUCUGGGCUGCCCAGGGUGUCAUUAUGGUGUCCUACCCCACCGAAGCUCAAAAGGGCCGUUACUGGGCUUGGUUCUGGGCGAUCUUCAACAUCGGUGGCUGUAUCGGUAGUUUGAUCCCCCUCGGCCAGAAUAUCCAUGUCAAAACUGCCUCGACUGUCAGUGACGGCACCUACAUUGGUUUCAUCGUCUUGAUGGUUGCUGGCGCUUGCUUGGCACUUUUCCUCGUCGAUGCCGACAAAAUCAUUCGUUCCGACGGUACAAAGGUUAUUCUCAUGAAGAACCCAAGCUGGAUGUCCGAAAUCAAGGGCUUGUACGACUGCAUCCUUGCUGAGCCGUAUAUUCUCCUCUUGUUUCCCAUGAUGUGGUCCUCCAACUGGUUCUAUACCUACCAGGAAAACGCCAUUAACGCUGCUUACUUUGACACCCGUACGCGCGCCUUGAACGGUUUCCUGUACUGGUUCGCUCAGAUCUGUGCCGCCUCUGUUGUUGGUCCCUUGCUUGAUAACAAGAAGAUUCGACGUACCAUCCGUGCCCGCGUCAUGUUCGUGGUGCUUGUCGUCGUGACUGCUGCCAUCUAUGGUGGCGGCUGGGCCUGGCAGAAGAAAUACACCCGUGCCGAUGUGUCCAAGGACAGCGGAUUUGUACCUUGGGAUUGGACCACUCCUGGCUAUGUCGGACCUAUGUUCCUGUACUUCUUUUACGGAUGCUACGAUGCCAUUUGGCAAGGUUGCAUGUACUGGAUCAUGGGUGCCCUCUCCAAUUCCGGUCGUCGUACCGCCAACUACGUCGGAUUCUACAAGGGUCUCCAAUCCGCCGGUGCCGCCGUCAUGUGGUCCCUGGACUGGCACCACCUCUCCUAUGCCGGCGAAUGGGCAUCCAACAUAGGCUUGUUGCUUGGUUCUCUUGUCGUCGCUGCACCACUGAUUUUCAUUCGUAUCAAGGAUCAUGUCGAACUUGAGGCUGAUUUGGCUGAUGUUGAUGAGACUUUAGAGGACGUUUUGCCUACUAUCCCUAUUGAGAAGGCUCCUGAGAAGGUUUAAGCUUUCCAUUAACAUUGUUCGGUUGGAUAGAUAUCCGGUCUGACUACCAUUUAUCUCUUUCCUUUACAUAGUUGGACUUGUGAUGGAUGGUUAAUGAAUCUAUACCCUAUAUGCGACGAGUUGUCUAAUAUUCAAUACGAUGAACUGUUGGAUCUGC